AUGGACUUAGAUGUGUGUGUUUUACCCAGGGACUACCUCACUAAUGCGUGGAAGCUGGCGACGAAACCGGGCAUUCCAAGAGUAGCCGCGUCUUCCAAGGCAUCUGCUGGCGGGACCGAAGUCCUUGAUGACUACGUUAUUGCGUAUCAGUUGCCGAACGACAAUUCACCAUAUUUUACCACUAAAAACAUUUUGAAUUUACAACCUGAUGUCAACCUUGAAAUCAAAAUGGAAUUACGUCCGAAUUGUGAGGUUGUGUCUUGUUGGCGCUUGAUUUUUUUUAUUGGUGGUGAGGAUGAAUUUGGCACGCCAACCAACAAGGUAGACUUACUGGCCCUCGAUACUGGAGAUGUUGUUACCUUGCCGUCGAUGUGGGAUAAACUACCGGAUAUGCCAACACCAAGAUUGGACUGUUCGGUGGUGCACGUGCCUGCUGUUGGAGACAUCGUCGUUGGAGGAUGGCAAACACGAAUUCAACGUAAGGUGAACAAUGUCGAAUUGCUUUCACUCAAAGGCGGUGCUGACAAAAAGUACUCGUGGAGAAAGCUAACCCCAAUGUUGGAAUGGCGCCGACGUCCUGGAGUCGCUCACUUUCGUGGCCUAUUGGUUGUCGCCGGGGGCAACGAUGGAGAGCAAAUCACCGUCGAGAGCUUCUCUUUGCCCACCAAUGCCGAAGACAUGGGGCAGUGGACGCAACUUCGUGGACUCUCUCUAAAUAGUAAAUGUCCGGUAUCGUUGGCAGUGUUCAAGAAUAGACUUCUUCUAGUAGGCAAUAGUUACCGCGUGAUGGAGUUUGUACCAAAAUCAAACGAUGGCGAUUUGAAACUGGAUGAAUUUUCGUGGGAGACUAUGCAGCACAUUUAUAACAUGCCUUCUCCGCGUCUCCUACAAAUGCGAGACACUAGCAUCCGUGUGAGGAAGCAAUAG
Mesocestoides corti is the source of this 927-nucleotide messenger RNA. Lineage: Eukaryota; Metazoa; Platyhelminthes; Cestoda; Cyclophyllidea; Mesocestoididae. The record is from the annotation of a GenBank genome assembly.